UAGCGAAGUAAUGGCUGGUGAAGCAGACUUGACACACCCUACUUCAACCAAAGUCUCCAAGGAUCAUAAUUCAGAAGUACUCAAUGGAGGGAUUGAUGCAACAAGUUUACUUGUAGCUCCAAAAUUACCAAAAUCAGCUGAUGGAGAAUCCAUCCGAAGGCCUCGUGGAAGGCCAGUCGGAUCCAAGAACAAGCCCAAGCCACCAAUCGUCAUCACUAGGGACAGCGCCAAUGCGCUAAAAGCACACGCCAUUGAGGUAUCCUCCGGCUGUGAUGUGAACGAAAGCUUACUAAACUUUGCGCGCAGAAAACAACGUGGCAUAUGCGUGCUUAGCGCGACUGGUUGUGUAACCAACGUCACCCUGCGCCAACCUUCCUCAUCGGGAUCAAUUGUAACUCUCCAUGGAAGAUUCGAGAUUCUAUCAUUGCUCGGAUCGAUUCUGCCCCCACCUGCCUCACCAUUAGUCACCGGCCUAACAAUCUACUUAACAGGGACUCAAGGGCAGGUUGUGGGGGGCAAUGUGGUAGGUGCGCUAGUUGCGUCCGGCCCUGUUAUCGUCAUGGCUGCGACAUUUAUGAAUGCUACGUUCGAUCGCUUGCUUUUAGACGAAGAUGAAUAUCAAAACAAUAGGCAGCGUCACCAUAUCGAUGUCUCAGAGGCAUAUGGGAUUGCACCGAAUUUGCUUACUAGUGGAACUUCGCCCUCCGAGGUUUAUUCAUGGGCACCAUGCCGGACUCUGUCGAAGUCUUAGGUUAAUAUCAAGCUCUGAUGAAGAGUUAUGCUGGAA
Molecule: messenger RNA, 787 nt
Organism: Olea europaea var. sylvestris
Lineage: Eukaryota; Viridiplantae; Streptophyta; Magnoliopsida; Lamiales; Oleaceae
Product: AT-hook motif nuclear-localized protein 16-like
Exons: 1
Coding region: 11-751 (246 amino acids)
Biological process (GO): vegetative to reproductive phase transition of meristem
Cellular component (GO): nucleus
Molecular function (GO): minor groove of adenine-thymine-rich DNA binding; DNA-binding transcription factor activity
Source: RefSeq, a predicted model, not a curated record